Nylanderia fulva is the source of this 6271-nucleotide messenger RNA. RefSeq lists its product as uncharacterized. Gene Ontology annotation, biological process: regulation of mRNA processing; regulation of transcription by RNA polymerase II. The record is from RefSeq and is a predicted model, not a curated record. Gene Ontology annotation, molecular function: sequence-specific DNA binding. Lineage: Eukaryota; Metazoa; Arthropoda; Insecta; Hymenoptera; Formicidae. Gene Ontology annotation, cellular component: nucleus.
UCUCGGUCGGCGCGUCACGGACGACGCGCACGGCUGACGGACGUCGCUCGUAGAGAGAGUCGUGUGACCGGAGGCAGCAGCCUCCGUUUCAUUGAUCUUUUCUCCCGCGUCUUCGUCCCGCGGAUUUUUUCUCUUCGCGCGCGACGACGACGACUUUAUAUUAUCUCCCGGGGGAAAAAAAGGCGACAUCCUCGAGGACGAUGGUAGGAUCCGCGCUCGCUUGGUCGCACUCGAUAGUUUCACCGACGAAUCCACGUUACUCCGGAUUGUGAUUCCUCGCAGAGGGAGGAAAGAAGAGAUCUCAAGGUUUUCCGUUCGCGUUUAAUCGCGAUCGCGGAGGACCACGUAUCUAUAUUCGGACCGACCGCGGAGUCGCGUCGGUGGUCUCUUCUCGACAUUCGUCAAGCGAAAUCGAUAAACGGGGACGUCGCGAAAGAGAGAGAGGGAGAGAGAGACAGAGAGAGAGAAAGAGGGACGGGCGCUUAUACGCGCGCACGUUUACGAUUCGCGUCGUGAAAGGUAGGAAACGAGGACUCGAAAGAGAGAGAUAAUUACAGGAAUGUGACAGGGCGAUCGUAUGGUGGACUCGACUCGGUAGAGAAAUUUGCACGACGACGUUUCACUUCGCACGUCCUCGCGGAAAACGAACAAAACCGCGCGUCGGCGCCACGGCACUCGCGCACUCACUCGCGAGUGCGCGUUUGUUCCUACGUAUACGUGUGUACACACAAGUGCGGUGCGUAUCGUCUUGUUAGAAAGCGUCCCGUAGUAUCAUAGUAACCUUGAGACGACCCGUCAAGGUGACCAGUUUCCGCAAGAACUCGAGAAAAAAGUUCCUCGUCCUGGUACCGUGCGAGAUCCUCGAAAUAGCGGAGCGACGCGAUUAUUCGCGAAAUGAGAAGAAGAGCUCGAGCAUGCCUCGAUCGAUAGGCGCACGGCCUUCGCCGGACUGACUUCCUCGCGCACGCAACGCUCGUUCUCCGUCCAGGAAGCACGUGGACGUCGUCGUCGUCGGUCGGUCCGGGUCGAUCAUCUCCCAGGCAACCGGGGAGAAAGGUCGAAGCAUGUGAUCACCACGGCGAUUUCAUCGAUCACGCGGCCGAUCACCCCUCAAGGGAGAGGGAUGUUGCGCCCGUUCGACGGCAGGAUCACUUAACGGCGGCCUCCCCCGGACAAGGAGUCGCCGGACAAUGAACGAUAAGGGCGGCGUACAGAGACAGGUGGAUAUCGCUGGCGAGAAAGUGUGGGAACGGCGAGCGUGAGGGACAGACACAGGCAGGUAUAGGAAGCCGUAUAGCACAGGUGGCGGUGGCAAGGACGAGAGAGAGAGAGAGAGAGAGAGAGAAAGAAGGGAAGAAUAGCCGCGUACUAUAUAUCGUCCUGGAAGGAGGGAGACCGAGCCCCUGCGAGGACUGUGUCUGAAAGGAAAAAAAGGUAUACAAUGAAGAGAAAGAGAGAGCGAGGCACGACACGUCAGUGUAGCGAAUGACACGUGAAGGUAGUGGAGAGAGAAGCUUAAAGUGGCAAAGGGAGGAAACCGCGGGAACAAUGAAGGAACACGGAAACAAACAUCCGGCGGAGCCGGCGGCGACGAAGACGCUCAAGUCGCUGCUGAAGAAGCCGGGCCAGACGAAGGCCAAGUCGCAGAAGCACCGGGUGGUGAUCAACGAGAAGCUGAACGAGUUCUUCGCCGCCGAUUACAUCAUCCUGAUCAAGGAGGAGUGCUGCGCCGAUUACGAGGAGGACUGCGACUGCUGUUACCAGGAGCACGAGUUCAUGCGGCUGGGCAAUUGCAAGGAGUGCCGGGCGGAGUUGAACAUGCACUUCGGCCUCGGCAACGGGGCGAGAUACGGUGGUAGCGAGAUGGGUCCGAGGGCGGGCGAUCAGACCCAGUGCGAGAACGUCGCGCGCGCCGGAGGACCACCCCGAAAGCCGGGAACUCGCGAGAACUCGCAGGAGGACGAGGAGGAGGACGAGGAGGAGGCCGACGACGGCGAGGAGGAGGAGGACGACGAGGAGGAGCGGGAGGACGAGGAGGAGGACGAGGCGGUGGAGAACGUCGACGGUGGAAAGGCGGAGAGGACGACCACGACGACGACGACGACGACGACGACGACGACGACGUCCUCGUCGGCGGAAGGGAAGAAGGACGCUGAGAGUGCGGAGAGUGCUUCUUCCCAGGUGGAGAACGGAACCGCGGUUCCGCCGCGGCACGAGCAGCAGGAAACCCUCAGCCCGCCGGAGGGUUACAAGGACGUGUGCUCCGACAGCGAGAUCCCGAACGAGGCGACGGAGCAGCGGAGCAGCCGUACGUGCGCCGAGUGCAAUUACUAUCAGCAACAGGCAACGGAAUGCGAAUCGCAAGCGAAAGAUCAUGGGAAUGAGCAGAAUACGCAGGACAACAAGGAUGCCAACGAUGGCUGUCAAAGAAAUUUGCAAGAAAGACUGGAUAAACAGCAUCGAGCAUCUCUCCCUGAUCUGCACCAUCGUUAUCUCGUGGAGACGAUAACGAUGACAACCGUCACGGAGCGGCGUAUCGUGCGGGAGAUUAGCGAGGAGGAGCGAAAGGAUUGCUACGGGCGAUCCGACACGGAUAAGGACAGCAAGGGCGAGAGCAACGGUUUCAAUCCGGCGCUCUGUGGUCCCGGGGUUCACGAGAACGUCGACGGCGACGUCGUCGCUUCCGAGGAUCUCGAGCAGCCGAAAAAUCCGACGACGACGACGGAAACGGAUGAAACGACGACGAGCAACGAGCAGGACGCGAAGGACCUGGCCCUUGUGUUCAAGCUCGGCAACGUGGCCCUCGCCAGCAACAGCCUUAAGCCGAAUUCCGCGGUGAGGCAGCUCUUCCCGAACCCGAAGUUCAUCUCGCCGCCGCCGGCGCCCACCGGCAAAGGAACCACCUGCCCGGACCAACUGCACUCCCAAGAGGCGGAGAAGUUCCUCAUCACCGCCGAGAGCCUACGGCUCUUCGACGCCGUGAAGAAGUCGAACGUCCCCGGCGGCUCGUACGAGUCCCCGGAAUGCGAGUCCGCGAGCUCGAUCAAGAGAUCGAUCGAGAGGAACACUCUGCGUCGCAGCCUGAUCGGCAAGUACAACACGGUGGUAUCGCGCAAGAAGAAUCUACGGCCGAAGAAUCUGUCGCUCGAGGAGCGUAUCAGGCAGCUCACGUGCGUCGAUCAGGACGAGGAGAACGUGACCGAUACCACCGACAGCUCCGACAACACGAAUCCCGGUAUGGAGGCCAACAAGUACCAGAACUCCGGGGAACUCGCGAUACGUACGUCACCGCUGGGCGAGGAGCGGCCUAUCUGCGAAUCGUUGCCGGCGAGCGUCGUCGCCUCGACGGAGACCACUGCCACCUUGACGAUGGUGUCGACGAGAUCCGGUUCCCUGACGACGACGUCGACGACGCCGGCGACGACGGCGAUGACGACGAGCACGAUGGCGCACAAUCCCGGGUUGGUGCUGGGGAUGCCGAUGCUGGUGACGGACAACCCACCGAACAAUCCCCAGUCAUCGACUUAUCGGAAGAUCACAGAUUUAUUCGCGCACAAGAAGAAUAUCCCGCCGAAUCUGCCCGAUCUCGGGAUCGGCGGCAGGAGCCUCCUCGCCAAGGAGUGCCAGUCCAAGAAUUCGUUGACGAAGAUGAACUCGGACGUGCGUAGGCAGCUGCUGGCGAGUCUGGCGCCGCUCUCCUGCGUCGCCGUCAACAGCUCCGACAACCAGGACGAGUAUUAUAGAAACGAGUCCAGGAUCCUGGCGAACCACCGCGAGUCGAUCAAUUAUAAUUCCGACUCGUCCUACAGUCUCGAGGACAUAGAGGCGGUUCUGAAUGGCGACGACAGAAAUAAGUACGCCGGUCAACCGGACGUGACGAGAUGCACGCCGAUCGGCAACAGACCCGACAUCGGCGACAACGCCGCGGACGAGCUGCUCGCCUUCGUCGAGCAGGACAAGUCCAGGAUGGAGCGGAUAAAGCGCCGCUACAACGAGACGGAGGACCGUUACGCGUUCAUUAACGGGUACCAUUCCGAGGACAAGGCCGUGAACACGUCGUCGAACGAGAAUUACGACGGUAAAGCUGUGAAGAACCACGACGUGCAAUUGGACAACGAGCUGGAGGACGACGAGGACGACGAGCUCAACGAUUACGGCUUCAAUCGGCGACCUUCGGUGACCGGGAUCAAACAGCAACAGUAUCCCAAUGAAGCUACCAGCGACGUUACCCAUCGUCCGCGAGCCUGCGUUGGUGCCAACAACUUCAACGACCCAGCGAGACCCAGCUCGAUGUACCUGCCGACGAUGUAUUGCGACGUGAACGGCGACAAGAUCGACGCCAAGUCUCUAAUGGUCUCUACCGACGUCGCGGACGAGACGAUUCCUAUAUCAGCUGACGCGUACGCGAUGGGAAGCUUCGAGCGAGACACCAACACCAUCAAUCGCAUAAACACCAUGCAGCGACAGAUCGACGAUAUAUAUCAGACCAUCGCCGAGAGCACGGCGGUCACCGCCAACAUCCAGGGCAUCUCCGAGCACGCGACCUACCUGGAGAACGCGGCGGUACCGCGACAGUUCGUCAGGACGCCGUCAAUCGGCGACGCGCACUUAUAUGCCGAGCACAGAAACGGUCAUCACUACUUCCAGGAGCAACAGCAGCAGCAGCAGCAGCAGCAGCAACAGCAGCAGCUCUCCAACACCCGGAUGUUGCGUAUCGCGGGUGGCGCCGGCGUCGAGGAUGUCGCGGGCGCGUUGUACACCAACACCCUGUCGAAGAUGCAACGUCGUCACCCGCCGGUCACGAUCGCCAACUAUCACUGCAACGUCGUCCCUGGUGAAGCCGUGCCCAACACCACCAAGUGUUACCGCACCAUGUACUUCGUUCCGUACAGUGGGAUCUCGGAUCCCACGUAUCAGAAUCUGCAGCGUAUCCUGCCGCCGCAUUCCUCGCCUAACUACGCCAGUCACAUCGAACGGUACCCGUAUCCCCGACUGAACAAGACGGCUGGUCAGCAACAGCAGGCCUUGUACUACACCACGAAUCGUUCCACCACGUCGCACGGCAACUUGAACACGUCUCCACCCGUCCCACCACCACCUCCGCCGCCGCCACCCCUAUCGUCCGUCUCGAGUCCGAGUGCUCUGCAGAGCGGUCAGCAGCAAGCCUUGCAUCUUCAUAUGCACCCGCAUCAGACCGAAGACGCCUUUCGAUCUCCCAGCGUGGCGUUCUCCCCGGUCCCGCAUUCCACGCUGCAUCAUCCUCCGAUGCAGUUCCAUCAUCAUCAGCAUCAACACCAGCAUCAUCACGGCGAGAUGGCGACGUACCGGGUGAUGACGCAACAGUCCCCGUCCUCGUACACCGUGAUCGCACCUUCCAGAUGCAUGCCGGCCAGCAAUCAGGACGGCUAUCCCUUGUAUCCGGCGCAUCUGGCGCGCGGUAACGCCGUCGUCGCCGUCGCCGCGAACUCGGACGUGCAAACGCAGACGAUCACCGUCGCGGCGGCCGCCGCCUCCUCGUCGUUCUCGUCCUCCUCGUCCUCGUCGUCAUCGUCGUCAUCGUCGUCCUCGUCCUCGUCGUCGUCCUCAGCCUCGGCGCUGUCGUCCUCGUCGUCCUCGUCCACCGCCUCGGCCACCGUGGCCUCAUCCCUCAUCAAGUGCAACCCCGUCGGCGCUCAACCCGGACAGACCGGCUUGACGACGACGACGACGACUACGACGACGAUGGCCGUGUGCGCCGCGCCCCCGAUGCAACUGUCACGAACUGUCAACGCGUGCGCGGUGACGGAACGCGGAGUCCCCGAGGGCGCGGCGAGUCUGCCCACCCGGGACAGCUAUCAGCAAACGCAGCUGUCCGCCUCGGCGAAUCCCCACGUUCUGCUGAUGUCCAACUCUUACGUCGACCCCAACGCCGGUCUCAUGCCCACCCCGACCAACCCCGCGAACACGGUGUACUACGCCAUGAACGUCUGAGAUCGGAUGACGACGGAGGAGGAGGAGGAACGUGCGAUCGAGAAGGCGCACUGAUCGACUCCACUUUUUCGACUUUUUUGGGGAUCGGCGCGUUAUCAAAUUCUGAUUCUACGGGGUGUCCCGUUUUGAAUGAUCCGCGCAAGUAUCUCGAGGAAUGUGAGAGGAAGUGUUUCGAAUAAAAGUUGUUUGGUUCGAAGGGGGACAUAAGGCGGUGCGAUUUAUUUGACCUUGGAUAGUCGUUUGAAGAUCACCUACUUAUUUUUCAUUACAUAUUCUUGUGGUUUAUUUCAAGAGCUUUCCA